Messenger RNA from Thermochaetoides thermophila DSM 1495, 1509 nucleotides. RefSeq names its product alpha-1,6-mannosyltransferase-like protein. The transcript is spliced from 5 exons. Gene Ontology annotation, molecular function: glycosyltransferase activity. Gene Ontology annotation, cellular component: Golgi membrane. NCBI's taxonomy places the organism in Eukaryota, Fungi, Ascomycota, Sordariomycetes, Sordariales, Chaetomiaceae. Gene Ontology annotation, biological process: protein N-linked glycosylation. Bases 1 to 1509 code for a protein of 502 amino acids. The record is from RefSeq and is a predicted model, not a curated record.
AUGCAUUCUGUCGUCUGUCGUCUGUCCGUCGAUCAACUCUACCUAUCCAAGGGUCUGCGACCUGCCACUUAUCCUAGCGCCACCACCACCACCACCACCGCCAAGCUGGCCUUCUUCAGCCUCGGCGGCGGCUCUUCGUCGUUGUCUUCCCGUGACCGCGACCGACCGCGUCGACGCUCCUCUACCUCAUCGCGCCCCCAAAACCUCCGCCUGGGCGACCUGCGGCCCCCCUCGGCCUGGCACCUGGGCCCGCAGACGCCGCAGUCCCACCAGCCGUCGGGAUUGUUAUCUCCUAUUCCGGGCAGCCCCAUGACCCUUUCGCGCAGCCCCUCCCCCCUACCCGGCGCAGGCGGUAGCGGAGGAGGGGGCUGGUCGAGUCCCGGUCUUGAUCCGCGCACCAGCAGUCCGUCGUUGUCAUCAGCCAGCAGGACGCCCGUGAUGUGGGAGUCGUCGCGCUCAAAACGCUCCGCUGGUGCUGGCGCCAGUAAUGGCAGCAGCGGGUAUUCGUACCCGUCGUUCCAAACAAAAAAGCCAGGCUUCUUUGCGCGCCACCUGCCACUGAUAUACUGGUGGCGCCGGACGUCCUGGCUGGGCGGCGGCUCCAAAUUCGUCAUUAUCCUCGGCGCCAAUGUGGGCGGCGGCGUCAUGGAGUGGAAGGGCGCCCGCGAGUGGGCCAUCGAGCGCGACUCGGUACGCAACAAGAAGCGCUACGUCGCGCGCUGGGGCUACGACCUUGAGAUCGUCGACAUGCGCACGCAGAAGCGCUACGCCCACGAGUGGCGCGAGAGCUGGGAGAAGGUUGAUUUCAUUCGCACCGCGCUGAGGAAAUAUCCUAAUGCUGAGUGGUUCUGGUGGCUCGACCUCAACACCUACAUCAUGGAGCCGACCUACUCCCUCCAAUCUCACAUCUUCAACCACCUCGACCGCCACGUCUACCGCGAUAUCAACGUCUACAACCCCCUCAACAUCACCCACCCCCCGCCCCAACCUUGGCUCGACCCAGAAUCCCUCUCCCCUACCGGUGACGGCGACAUCAACUCCGUCAACCUCCUCCUCUCACAGGACUGCUCCGGCUUCAACCUCGGCUCCUUCUUCGUGCGCCGCAGCGUCUGGCUCGACCGCCUGCUCGACGUCUGGUGGGACCCCGUCGCCUACGAGCAGAAACAUAUGGAGUGGGCGCAUAAAGAGCAGGAUGCUUUGGAGCGGCUCUACGUCGCACACCCGUGGAUCAGGGCGCAUGUCGGGUUCUUGCCGCAGAGGAUGAUUAAUUCGUUCCCCGAGGGGGCGUGCAGCGAUCAUGGGAAUGAUACACGGAUUCACUAUGAUACGAAGGAUAGGGACUUUUUGGUAAAUAUGGCGGGGUGUGAGUGGGGACGGGAUUGCUGGGGAGAGAUGUAUAAGUUCAGGGAGCUGAGUUAUUGGUUGAAUCGGACGUGGUGGGAGCGGUUUAAGGAGGACUUUUUGGCGGAGAUUUGGUUUAGGCUUACGGGGAAGAGGGUUAAGUUCUAG